GUCACUUUUUUCUGUGAUGGCCACUUCAUCGAAUCGUCAGUAGUGUUUGCGUUUGAUAUUUUAUUGCUUGUUGCUCAUGGAAAUGUGAGAAAUUGAUUUAUUAUUUGAUUCAGUAUUAAAGAAAACACAUAAUUUCUCCGACGGUACUCUGUUUUCACGCCAGUUGAAUAACGUCGAUUCGAGUUCCACACCCGCAGAGAGAUCAAGCUUCCGAAGAAAAAGACCAGAAAAGUGAAUUACGGUCAUUCAUCAGUAGCGCAUCAUUUGCAACGAUUUUUAAUUGCCUAAUAGCUUGCGGAGGGGAAAGGAGUAGAUGGACAAUGAACUGCACAAUCGUGCUUUCGUGGAGGAUUAUUUUGCCAACCUAAACGAUUUAUCUAAAAAGAUUACAUUGGACAUUGGAGAAAUUAAGGCAACUUACGAACAUAUUUGGGAUGAUUUGAGCAGGGAGGAACAAAUGGAAAUAAUCAAUGAAACGUUGAUCAAGCCCGAACUAACAUUGAAGUAUUUUGAUAACUUUUCGACAUCCUCGGAUUCGUUCCAAAACAUCAUAGACGAUGAAAAUAGCGAUGAUCGGAAGGUUAAUUUGUAUGAUGGCAAGGCACUGCAAACAUUUCAAUACCUAAAGACGGGACGGAAAGUUAUCCAUGACGACUCUAUCGGGUUGUUCCGUGACGAACACUCCGCACCGUUCUCGCAUAAAACGAAAAGUCAAAUAAAUUUGACCCUAUUUCCACCGGAGAAGGAAAAACCGACCGAGCGAAGGUUCGAUCUCGCAAAAAAACUAGAGAAGGUUAAGUCCCCAAAACCGCCUGCUUCAUCGGAAGCAAGACAUUCUACUAAAACUAUAAUCGAUGACAAUGUUUCGUACGAUAAAAAUAUAUUGAUUGAAGGAAACAAGUGCAACGAUGCAACAAACAAUUUCUUAGCUAGCUUCAUAUGCAGCCAGGCUGGAGGACCCGUACUAGCAUCGGUUUCAAUUGGCAGCGAUGAAAUAGAUGGGCAAUCACUGGAGAACAUCGGAUUCGAUGAUGACAAAAUCAAUUUGUUUAGAAAUAGCUCCAGAAGCGAUAGUCUCCAUCAAGCACCGUCGUCUUCCGUUGAAGAUGAUGACAAAAAUUUCGAUGAACUUAAUAGUUUGUUGGGAACCAGCAAGGGAUUCGAUUUCCUCAACAAUUGGUAAGGUUGUUUAGUAUUUAUCGGCCAAAUUGAGCUGAUGUCAAUGCUAAUAAGCAAACUAUUUAUCAUGUACGUGUUCUUCCUUAGCUUUACUCUAGUCUCUCUUUACAUCGUCAUUUUCAUUUUUUUCUAUGUGUGUCAUAAUAAUCACCCAUUCAAACUAUCGAAACAGAAAAGAUACUCAAGUAGAAAUGUUCUAAGCUAACAGACUGAUUUUUUGUGAAACCAAAACACGAUUUAAGGGAUUAGUUCUACGAGAAGAGAAUACCUCAAACAUAUUCGUGAGAAAAAGCUUAUUUCCAAAGCCUUUCGACGAAACCGACUAAAACAAACAAAAAUUCUUUUAGGCAAGGUUUGUCACUGUUGAAAUAAACUAGUUU
This is a messenger RNA of Topomyia yanbarensis, 1559 nucleotides long. RefSeq lists its product as uncharacterized. NCBI's taxonomy places the organism in Eukaryota, Metazoa, Arthropoda, Insecta, Diptera, Culicidae. The coding region runs from base 314 to 1183 and encodes 289 amino acids. The record is from RefSeq and is a predicted model, not a curated record. The transcript is spliced from 3 exons.